Molecule: messenger RNA, 1416 nt
Organism: Ilex paraguariensis (yerba mate)
Lineage: Eukaryota; Viridiplantae; Streptophyta; Magnoliopsida; Aquifoliales; Aquifoliaceae
Source: the annotation of a GenBank genome assembly
AUGAAAUCAGAGACUGUUUCACCUCCUGUUGGAUUUUCUCAAGGUGAAGAUUCAAGAUGUGGAGAGAACAAGUUGAAAGAAAAAGCAGAUACUGGUGAGGUUUCUGUAAAUGCAGAUUGUAAAGCUGGGGCUUUAUUAUUGCCAUCAAGGAAAAAUAAAACAAUUUUUAAGGAAGAAAAUGAAGAUGGUACAAAGGGCGAAGUUUGGACUGGGGGGUUUUCAUCAUCAACUAGACCAUACAUUUCUCAGACAAGGAAGAAUGGAGAGAAAUUACAUGUAAGGAAGACACUUCAAAGGAUGAAGUGUACCUCUGAUAAAAAUAAGAGUAAGUAUGGCCGUCCACCUUCAAAGAAGCCAACCGAUCGCAAGACUUCGUUUUGUACCCAGCAUGUGAUAAACUGUGGCUCCUCAGAUUUCACAGGUAAAUCAUUUGAUGAUCAUGAAGAAUUAUUAGCUGCUGCAAACUCUGCUUGUAAUGCUAGCAAGGUUUCCUGUUCUGGUCCAUUUUGGAAGAAAGUGGAAUACCUCUUUGCUUCUGUCAGCUUUCAGGAUGCAGAGUACUUGAAGCAGCGACUGAAUCGUGGAGAGGAGCUCCUUGAGAGUCUGUCUCAGAUUAUUGGUGACGAAUAUGAUGCUUUGGGUUUACUUAAGCACAAAAACGUGCCUCUUUAUUCUGGUGGAAGACAAGAAAACACCUCAACUCAAGAAUCAGUCAAAUCUGAUGUGUUAUUUGAUGGGUUUGACAUGGGAAGGAGGUUUGACAAAGUUCCUCCACUGUAUCAGAGAGUUUUCUCUGCUCUAAUUGAAGAAAAUGUUAGUGAAGAGUCAUAUAAUCAGAAUGAAGGCAGAAAUAAGUCCAUUCAGUGCACAAGUGAUGAUUCUCAUUGUGGUUCUUGUAACCUUAUUGAUGUUGAACUAAAAGAUAGGGACCGAACAGAAUCUGAGGUUGAGUCAGAAGUAGAUUUGCAGACUCAGAAGCAUUGUUUACUGGAUAGAUUUUCAUGUAAUAGGAGUGCUUCACCUAACACCAAUAGUAACCGAAGUGUAUCCAGUUCUUUAUGUUCCAAUGAACAAUGGCAAUCGGAUGAUUGCUUGUCAUAUCCGGAUGCAGGAGUUCUCCCUGGGAGUUGUCAGAAUGAUCUGGGUUUGCCAAAUUCUAUGCAAGUUGAUGGUUCUGCUAAUUCCUCAUCAGGCUGUGAAUACCAGAAGCUGUCCCUGGAUGACAGGUUACUGCUGGAGCUACAGAGCAUUGGCUUGUAUCCAGAGACAAUGCCUCAUCUAGUGGAAAGAGCAGAGAUUAAUCAAGAUAUUGUGGAACUUCAAGGGGGUCUGUACCAGCAGGUAGGAAAAGUGCAGAAAAAUUUAGGGAAAAUUGAGAAAGCUAUUCAACGUGGAACAGUUGUAGAACGACGGUAA